This is a messenger RNA of Schistocerca cancellata (South American locust), 1464 nucleotides long. Its product is annotated as apical junction molecule-like. NCBI's taxonomy places the organism in Eukaryota, Metazoa, Arthropoda, Insecta, Orthoptera, Acrididae. Bases 1 to 1464 code for a protein of 487 amino acids. The record is from RefSeq and is a predicted model, not a curated record. The transcript is spliced from 3 exons.
AUGGCUUGCGAGGACAGCACGGCUUGCGCGGACUGCACAGCUUGCGAGGACAGCACACCUUUCGAGGACAGCACGGCUUGCGAGGACAGCACAGCUUGCAUGGACAGUAUGGCGUCCGAGGACAGCAACAGCUUGAGAGCUCAACUUGAGAGGACAUCUCAACUUGAGAGGACAGCUCAACUUGAGGGGACAGCUCAACUUGAGGUGACAACUCAACUUCAGAGGACAGCUCAAGUUGAGAGGACAGCUCAACUAGAGAGGACAGCUCAACUAGAGAGGACAUCACAACUUGAGAGGACAGCUCAAGUUGAGAGGACAGCUGAACUUGAGAGGACAGCUGAACUUGUGAGGACAGCUCAACUUAAGAGGGCAGCUCAAGUUGAGAGGACAGCUCAACUUGAGAGGACAGCUCAACUUGAGAGGACAGCUCAACUUGAGAGCACAGCACAAAUUGCGAGGACAGCACAGCUUGCGAGGACAGCACAGCUUGCGAGGACAGCACACCUUGCGAGGACAGCACAGCUUGCGAGGACAGCUCAGCUUGAGAGGACAGCUCAACUUGAGAGGAAAGCUCCCCUGAGAGGACACCUCAACCAAAGAGGACAGCUCAACUUGAGAGGACAGUCCAACUGGAGAGGACAGCUCAACUUGAGAGGACAGCUCAACUUGAGAGCACAGCACAAAUUGCGAGGACGGCACAGCUUCACAGCUUGCAAGGACAGCACAGUUUGCAGGGACAGCACAGCUUGCGGGGAAGCACAGCUUGCGGGGACAGCACAGCUUGCGGGGACAGCACAGCUUGCGGGGACAGCACAGAUUGCGGGGACAGCACAGAUUGUGGGGACAGCUCAACUUGAGAGGACAGCUCAACCUGAGAGGACAGCUCAACCUGAGAGGACAGCUCAACUAGAGAGGACAGCUCAACUUGACAGGACAGCUCAACUUGAGACGACAGCUCAACUUGAGAGGACAGCUCAACUUGAGAGGACAGCUCAACCUGAGAGGACAGCUCAACUAGAGAGGACAGCUCAACUUGAGAGGACAGCUCAACUUGAGAGGAGAGCUCAACUUGAGAGGACAGCUCAAUUUGAGAGGACAGCUCAACUUGAGAGGACAGCUCAACUUGAGAGGGCAGCUCAACUUGAGAGGGCAGGUCAACUUGAGAAUGCAGCUCAAAUUGAGAGGGCAGCUCAACUUGAGAGGACAGCUCAACUUGAGAGGAAAGCUCACCUGAGAGGGUACCUCAACCUAAGAGGACAGCUCAACUUGAGAGGACAGUCCAACUUAAGAGGACAGCUCAACUUGAGAGGACAGCUCAACUUGAAGAGGACAACACAACUUGAGAGGACUGCACAACUUGCGUGGACAGCAAAGCUUGUGAGGACAGCAAAGCUUGCAAGGACAGCAAAGCUUGCGAGGACAGCACGGCUUGCGAGGACAGCUCAGCUUGCGAGGACAGCAUAG